AAAAUCAAAAAGUAGUAAGAAAUGAGGGCGACACCAAAAGUAGAAAUUUGGAAGUCACCAAUACCAUAUCUCUUUGGUGGUUUGUCUUUGGUUCUUUUUCUUAUAGCUUUAGCAUUAUUCUCAUUGGUCUGCAUACACAGAAAAUCUCAUUCUUCUUCUUCUAACAAUACCUAUAAUGUUGAGGAAGAAGAAGACGCCGGAGACAACGAAGCUAAAACUGUCAUGGGAGAAUACUUACCUAAGAUCGUCGUGAUUUUGGCCGGAGACGAUCAACCUACUUGUUUGGCCGUUCCGGUGAUUCCUACACUGUCUUCCAUUUAUCCUUGUAAAUGUGGCAACGUUACUGUCGUCUCAACCUAGCCAUUCACAUAUUUUCUCUUUUGCCAAACAAAAAGUAAAAGAGAUUUCAACUUCUGUAAUAAUAAACGGCCAUAUUUUGUAAGAGUCGACUGUUUGGUGGACUUUAGUUAGUACUCCAUAAUUUAAGUUUUUUUAAUGGUUUUAUGUA
Molecule: messenger RNA, 508 nt
Organism: Raphanus sativus (radish)
Lineage: Eukaryota; Viridiplantae; Streptophyta; Magnoliopsida; Brassicales; Brassicaceae
Product: protein GLUTAMINE DUMPER 6-like
Exons: 1
Coding region: 22-360 (112 amino acids)
Biological process (GO): regulation of amino acid export
Source: RefSeq, a predicted model, not a curated record